Messenger RNA from Gastrolobium bilobum, 794 nucleotides. RefSeq lists its product as uncharacterized. NCBI's taxonomy places the organism in Eukaryota, Viridiplantae, Streptophyta, Magnoliopsida, Fabales, Fabaceae. The record is from RefSeq and is a predicted model, not a curated record. The coding region runs from base 8 to 673 and encodes 221 amino acids. The transcript has a single exon.
GAUAACCAUGACUGCUACUACUGACCAGUGGAUGCAAUUCUACCAGCAACCUCUCAUGGAUGAAACUGGCCGAGUUUUGGUGCCAACCACAGAAGGAUUCUCUGAUGCAACUUUGAUGACAACAAGUUCCACUCCCACCAUGCCAUCUGAGAGCAUGUUAAGCCCAACCAGUUCAUACAUGACAACUCCAAAAGGUAAUGCAUCAAAACCUAUAAGAAAAAGGUCUAGAGCUUCUAAGAGAACCCCAACCACACUCCUCAAUGCCAACACCACAAAUUUCAGGGCAUUAGUGCAACAAUUCACUGGGUGUCCUAGCACAACUGGGUCAUCACUAGGGGUUCAUAAGGGACCUAUUACCUUAAAUUUCAAACAAGGAAGCAGACAGCAGAUUCAUCAUAACACAAGUAGAAUAGUUCCACCAUUUAGUAGCAGAAGUUACAAUCAAGUUCAUCAAGUAGCUAUGCCUCUUCCAUGGCAGAAGCAACAGGAUCAAGUGCCUCAGCAACAGAAUAGUUACUCGUUUGACUAUGUGAAGAGCAGUGAUUUUGUUCCAACUUCGGGUAACUCAAGGUCUAGCACUAGCAUGGAACUCUCUGAUGGCAGCUUGCUCGUGGAUAAUGAUUUUGGUUUGCAUGAUCUAACUGGUAAUGCCUUUUCCAAUGAUAAUUUCUAAGAACGAAGUAUAGUUGUAUUUUAUGUCAUGAAAAUGUUUAAUUAUAUUAGAAAAAGAAGUGGACUUAUACUUAUAUUUAGUUCAUAUAGUUGUAUGCAUGUAUCAUCAACACAAUAAUUCA